AUGUAUCCCACCGAAUUUGAAAACUCGAGUGAGCAGGUCGACAUACCGCGCGACUUGUAUGGGCAGCCGUUGCGUGGUACGCUACGGUACCGCUUGCCUCUCAAAUACGGCUCAUCUUUUCUCGCCUUGCACCACGCGCCCGCUGCUCACUGGAGAGGCCCCGGCCCCGGAAACCCCGGCCGUCAAAUCUACAGCGUCUGUCGCACCCUGGGCGACCGCGCUUGUUACUGCUCUGGAUGCGCGCCGCAGAACUGCUGGGGCUCGACGGUCGUGCGCGCCUCGUACCAAGAUGACGAGAAAUUCGAGCGCGCCGUGGCCGCUAUCCGUCGUCUGGCGCUCGUCACUGUCGACUAUGACGAGUCCCUACCUCGAGGUGAAGAGGCUUCACCUUGCGUCAAGCGGGCGAAACUCGCAGCAGAGCCUGAGGAGGAGCUUGAUGAAGGUCGCGUGUUGGCUGACAGAACCAAUGAAAUGAAUUGGUUGCAGCUUGUCAACGACGUGCAAGCCCGGCAGUCUGACCCGACAGAGGCACUCACAACGGACCAGAUCGUCAGCGAGGAAUUCAAGUACCGGUUCCAUACCACGGUCAUCCAGGACAAGGACCUGCUCGAUCAUGCAGAACCCGAAAAGGCUGAGGAGUACUUUCAGGCCAAAGGCUGGGAGGAGCGCGAGUCGUGCGCUCGCUCGGCUUUCUUCAUGUACCUCGACGAUGAGACGAUUGACCACUUAGCCGGCGCUCCCGACGAUCAGGCACUCGCUAGGAUGACCAUCGAUGAGCGCUGCCGCAUUGCAUGGAACUACUGGGUCAAGAUUGUGGAGCCGAUGGCCCCGGAAAUUGAGGACGAUGAGAGCGGUGAUUUGGACAGGGAGGCGUUCUUGGAAGUCGAGGACAGCCAGGGACGCAGGAGCCGAAAGAGACGCAUCCGUCUCCUCUGUCUCCUCUCGCUUUAUCUGGCUUCGAAGGACUACUCGUUCGACGAGAUUCCCAAUGAAGGAGCCGACUGCACACGGUAUGCGAACCCUCAGGACGAGACGAAGGCUUGGUGCUUCGUCUCGGGCAUAUCAUGCGAGACGCCGCCCAUGAUUCACGGCUGGCUCACUGAGAUAUACGGCUACAAAGAGAGGAAAACUAUGCCGCAAACCCCGUACAGGCCUGAAACGCCAGCUUUUCUUGAGGAUCUUCGCAUCUGGAGAGAGAACCGCGCUAGGAAAAAGGCUGAGGCCGCGCUGACCAGACCGCCUGCUCCCGAGUCGUCCUUUGCUGUCUUUCGCCAUCUGCUGCAGCCGCAUUGGGAGAGAACAGGCCCCUUGAAGCCAGACCGAAGGAUUCGGCAAUAUUUUGCAACAAUGAAUGACAAUUUUGUCUACUGUGCCGACUGCAAGCCACAAAACUGCUGGGGCUCGACCAUCGUGCGAGCCACGUACAGAGAGGGCAACGAUGCGCGGUUCAAACGGGCCGUCGCGGCCAUCCGCCGGCUGACACUCGUUUCGGUAGACUAUGACGAUGAAGCGCCACACCUGGAUUCUCGUGAUGAGAAUGUGCCUGUACCUCGACGAAGGCUGGUUUGCGAAAACGAAGUGGAUCAGCAGACCCUCGAGACUCACUGGCGAGAAGCCGCCCGUGAGAUCCGGCAGCGGGGCCCGCCCAGAUAUCUGAAGACGGAUCAGAUACUGAGCGAAGAGUUCAGGUACCGGUUUCACAACAUCGUGGUCGAAGACCAGACUUUGCUCGGUGGAGGUGAUGUCAAACAGGCACGCCUAUUCUAUCGCGAGUCUGGAGCUAUGGCGCGCGAGAAUCAUCCAAACCUGCGCAGUAAAUUCUUCAUCUUUCUGGACGAAGAAACUCUGAAUCACCUCUCAGAUGUUCCUAGUGACGAUGAACUUGAUACGAUGACGCUCGAAGAAAGGUGUCGCAUCGCUUCUCGUCAUUGGGUUAAGGUUGUUAGCCCCUUGGCCGAGGAUCUCGUCAAGACUGAGGACGACACGAAGCAAGCAGCUGGUAGGAGGAGAAUUCGCCUGAUUAAUAUUCUCCCAGUCUAUAUGAGGCUUUUGGCUGUCACCGGACUAGAGGAAGUCAAGUUGGAGGAGGUUGCUCGUGAGGAUGAGACCGAGGGCCUCGCCAAACAGUGGUGUCUGAUCGAGGGCUAUGAUGCUCUUCUAGAAGAGGACAUUGCUUAA
Verticillium nonalfalfae is the source of this 2178-nucleotide messenger RNA. RefSeq lists its product as uncharacterized. The coding region runs from base 1 to 2178 and encodes 725 amino acids. The record is from RefSeq and is a predicted model, not a curated record. The transcript has a single exon. Lineage: Eukaryota; Fungi; Ascomycota; Sordariomycetes; Glomerellales; Plectosphaerellaceae.